CCAGAGACGAAAGCUCAUUGUCGGAUUGGGGAAACAAGUAGCAUGCAGCACAGUCAGUCCGCUGUGACCCUUGGCGCGAACAAGGGGUCAUGGGCCGAUAUCAAGAAGGAGGAAGGUAUGCGCAAGCGGUCGAAUACAGCGCAGAAUCUGCAGUUUUACGUCGAAGAGCAAAAACGAUUGUAUCAUGAAUUGCCGUUCAUGGCGCUGCCGGGGAUGCGACGACAGAGUUUUCAACGCGAACGAAGCUUUUCCAACAUCAAGUCGAGGAGCUCAUGGGGAAGUUUCACCAACUUGGUCGGACAAUCCCAAGGCGAAGGCCAAGCGUUGUUGGGCGAGCCCCGCGGCGAACCGGGGUACACUGUCCCGCUCUUGCUCUCGUGCUGCGUCGCGCUUGUGAGUGCGUUCCAGUUUGGGUACAACAUCGGCGUUACGGGGGCGUUGAACACCGACUUUAUCUUCCCGGAAGCCGUCAAGUCGACGACGCAAAAGAACUUGGAAUGGUCUAUCGUCGUAUCGAUCUUUGCGAUCGGCGGGCCGAUCGGGUCGCUGGUCGCUGGUCAGAUCAGUCAAACGUACGGACGCAAGAAGGCGCUGAUCUUCGACUCGUUCUUGUUCAUUUUGGCGGGUGGACUCAUGGCGUUCGCCAACAACAUUUACUGGCUCAUGGCUGGCCGCUUCCUCGUUGGUUUUGCCGCCGGGACUGUCAGUGUCGUUGUGCCGCUCUACUUGGGUGAACUCGCCCCUCCCAACUUGCGAGGGGCUUUGGGCACGGGGUACCAAUUCGGUGUUGUCCUGGGUAUCUUGGCAGCUGACGUUCUUGCGUUUGGCUUUUCCGAUGUGAGCGAUGGCUUCGCCCAUCCCGGCUGGCGCUUCAUGUUCGGCUUUACGGCCAUCCCGGCCUUGCUUCAACUCGCGCUCGCGUCGUUCUUGACGGAGUCGCCACGUUGGUUGCUGACGCAAAACAAGCCCAAGGAGGCUGCUGAAAUCUUGCGCCGUCUGCGUGGCACCGCCGACGUUUAUGAAGAAAUCGAUAGCAUUUGCUCUGCCAGCGACAACGAAUCGUCCGACAUGACGGUGUGGGAAGUGCUCUCGGACAAGAGCAUUCGGUUCCCUCUGAUUGUUGGCAUUGCUCUGCAAAUUGCACAACAAUUGAGCGGGAUCAACGCCGUGAUGUUUUACGCCAACUCGUUCUUCAAGGGCGUGCACUUGGCCAACCCGUUGGUGGGGGCCACCUUGGUCGGUGCCAUCAACGUCAUCUCCACGGGGGUUGCCCUCGUCCUCAUGGACACGGCCGGCCGGUACAGAUUCGCAUCAAUUGUUGUGUGCACGCCCUCAAACGUGUCGCUGUAGGCGCCCGUUGCUUCUCUGGUCGUGCGGCGGUAUGAUUGUAUCGUGCAUCCUCUUGACGCUUGGACUGUGGCACAUGCUCCCAUACUACGACAUGGUGAGCGUCGGCGGCGUCAUGCUGUUUGUGUGGUUCUUUGAGAUUGGUCUUGGUCCGAUCCCUUGGCUCAUCGUCGCAGAGAUGUUCCCCGCCAAGCCGCGCCCGACCGCUAUGUCGGUGGCGACCAUGGUCAACUGGACGUUCAGCUUUGUCGUCGGGAUUGCGUUCCCCACGAUGCAGUCGUCGUUGCUCGAGAACACGUUCGUCCCGUUUGGCAUUGUGCUCACGAUCGCGUUUAUCUUUGUGUACAAGUACGUGCCUGAAACCAAGGGCAAGACGCUCGAAGAAAUCCAGCAAGACAUGACCAAGAUGUGACCAAGUACUGGAUCGCCCCCCUGCAAAAGUGUGACGUUGUGCAAGGAACAUUGUUUUCACCACUUUUGAUGCGUUUUGUUUUCGUUCCGGUGGCAAAUGACGAAGCCGUAUGCCAACAUGGAUCGAUCUCAUCGGCCCUUCCAUGUUGAUAUAGUGACCGCUCCACUUUGCUUGCAGAUGAAUUCAUGUCUUGGUGAAUCAUCGCGGCUAGGCAAAGGUAGAUUUCAGAACGACCGGAACACACUCGAUACAUCCUGCAUUCGAGGCACCACCCCAUGUGCAGUGGUUGCCGUCAAGAAGAGACUCCGCACAUUGAAUUGCAAUCGUCGUUGGUGGAGUAGACGUCCGAUUGAGCGCGUCAUGCAGCGAAAGACGACGUGCUCAGCUGUGCCGCCCGUCCUGGAGAGUGCCAUGUCUGAAGUUUACCGGCAAACUCAGCGUCCAGUGCAUGCAGGAUGCAGCCCAGUUCAUCAUAUGCAUA
This is a messenger RNA of Aphanomyces invadans, 2240 nucleotides long. RefSeq lists its product as hypothetical. Bases 43 to 1350 code for a protein of 435 amino acids. Gene Ontology annotation, molecular function: hexose transmembrane transporter activity. The transcript has 5 exons. Gene Ontology annotation, biological process: monosaccharide transmembrane transport. Gene Ontology annotation, cellular component: membrane. NCBI's taxonomy places the organism in Eukaryota, Oomycota, Saprolegniomycetes, Saprolegniales, Verrucalvaceae. The record is from RefSeq and is a predicted model, not a curated record.